Molecule: messenger RNA, 2701 nt
Organism: Alligator mississippiensis (American alligator)
Lineage: Eukaryota; Metazoa; Chordata; Crocodylia; Alligatoridae
Exons: 2
Coding region: 463-1401 (312 amino acids)
Source: RefSeq, a predicted model, not a curated record
CAGUUUUUCUUUCUUACUAGAAGAAAGAAAAGCAGGAGGGAGUCAAGUGAUCUGGGCUCUGACAGAAGAGAAACCUGGAAGCAUCACUAUGGGAUGAAGCCUUGAAAGUUUAAUCUGUCCAGCGGGGCGAUCCAACAUCAGAGACUGAAGGUUUGCUGCAUCCUUCCAGAGCCUUCCGCUUGACGCACCAGCCCACAACUUCAAACCGGGUGACCAGGUCCUGGUACAGAAGUGGAAAAAAGAUCCUCUUGCGGAAAAGUGAGAAGGACCCUGUCAGGUGUUGCUGACUACGCACACAGCUGUCCGCUUAUCAAACAGCGACAAGUGGACCCACUAUUCAAGAGUGAAGCCUUUUCAUCCGGAGGACACCAACUCCCAGGGUGUGGUCACUCCGGAAGCUGACAACACCCGGGAACAAGAAGCCGACAAUUGGACAAGUGAACCAGUAGGAGAUCUGAAGUUAUGUUUACACAAAUGUGGACUCUAAUCUAUUUCUUUGGACUCAUGCCCCUUUUAGGUAUAGCAAACCCAAAAGGAUAUCACCCAGACUGUUGCAAAUGUCCCUUUGACAUAAAGCUUAAGCCCCUAAAUAAGACUAGCUAUGAGGCUUCAAAGUCUACUAUAAUCAAUGCCUCUAUGCAUACCCUCUCCAAAUGCUGCUUGAGUCGAGAAAUUAUAAUAACGUAUGCACUCCGUGCUGGUCCAACACCGGUACGUAUAGAGCCAGAACCAGAACUCUGGUCAGCAAUCCUCAGAGAUUGGCCUUCAAAUCCUCCCUUCGAGGUUAAGCCCCAGGGAAUCUGCAUAGGAGAUUACCAUUACGCCAUGAAUAAAACUGUAAGACCUAAAGGUCCACCUGCAAACCCAUGGGUGGGAAAUGUAUGGGUGGCCCUUCUCAAGGAGUCAGCCCGUGCUCUAACUAACCACAGUUCUCUUUUGUGUGCACUUACUCCUGUUUCUAGUGAUGAGGGAGUCCCUUUCCUGCCUAUUCCCCUCAAUAGGACAGGCAUAAUCUCUGACUGGGGCUUUAAUCAUGAUUUUAAUCUCUCCUCACAAUUUAAUGGUUCUGGGAGACUCCUGGUAGCGAAGAUUAAAGGAUCUAUUUGUAUUUCCCAACAGGGAGGGGGAUUUAGGGUGGGACAGUCACGAUGCCAAGAGACAUGGAUAUCUAAGGAGGUUGCCCCUCGCCAAGGUGCUUGGACACAUGCAAACGCCUCAUAUGAUACGUUUGAAAGCCUCCCUUGUCUCCUGGGUGAGGAACAAAUUUUAGUUUGGGGCCACAAUUGCACUCAUUAUCAAAACGGUACGAAAAACUCUUUAAAAAGGGGUUCAUUGACCUUGGCUUUAAUGUUUUCCCAUUCUAGCAUCGUAAAUGAAACAUGUGGGCUGUGGUGGAUUUGAGGGCGAUGGGCAUAUAGGCAGCUGUUAUCUAGGGGCUUUGAUUCCUGGCGUUUGGCUAGUGCAGCCAACACCUCGUGAUACUCAAACCAUCCACCCUGGGCUUUAUUGUGCUAAGCGUGGUACUGAUACCUCCCUUGAAAGGAUAGCCGCAGGAGGGAGUCAACGGUGGGGCGAUAAUGAAUGGCCAGCCGAAAGAAUCAUUCGAUAUUAUGACCCGGCAACUUGGGAACCAGUUGUGGUUGGAAGGGAGCCCACCUAUCUGACUAACCGCAUUAUCAGACUCCAGGCCGUAGUAGAGAUAGUCACUAACAAGACUGCAGCAGCCCUCCACCUAAUUGGAAGUCAACUCACCCAGAUACGCACCACGGUGCUGCAGAAUCGUUUAGCUCUUGACUAUUUACUUGCCAGUGAAGGAGAGGUGUGUAAAAAGUUAAACCUGUCCAAUUGUUGUGUUGAAAUUGAUGAUAAUGGUGAAUUGAUAAAAGACCUAGUAAAUGAUAUGGAGAAGGUAGCACAUGUUCCAGUCCAGACAUGGAACGGAUGGAACCUUGACUGGUUCACAUCCUGGCUUCCCCAGACUGGCUGGAUAAAGGGAGUGUUGAUGGCCUUAUGCUUGUUAGUAUCAACCCUUUGCUUGCUUCCCUGUAUGCUACCAUGCAUCAUGACCCUUCUGAGAAGGACUGUUCGAUCAGUUGUUAACCGUGAAAUGUUUGUACACUAUCAGAAAUUGGCUAUCUCAGACACUUAUUAAAAAUUUAGAGUAAGAAAGCAUCUGAGGGGGGAGUUGUAGUAAAAAGACGUUAGCCCCCAUAAUUUUGCAGUAAUGCUUGAGCAACAACCAUAUGAUAGAAGUGUCUUAUGACCAUCUUAUGACCCUUUUGUGUAAAGAUCAGGAGGUCUAAUGUCCAAGCUGUGGUCUGUGGUUCUUACUGCUUGCCUUGCAUUUUGAAAUCAUCUCUGUCCAGUGCCUUAAGGUUACGUUAAGAUAGGAAGUUACUAAAGUUUAACUAACUUUGUUGAAAUUGCUCUUUUCUUCUGAGAAUGCUGCAAUUCUACCUUUGAGUGCGCACGUACUAACCCUGAUAAGUCACAUUAACCAAUAACUAGUUAAGUACAGCCUACAAGAUAAGACGUCACAAUUAGGAACUGGUACUGCAGUCAAUAAACUUCUAGUACGUCAAGACUCUGUUGAAUGUAAGCUAUAAAAAUGUAAUUCCAGGCCGGACUCAUCGUCGGCCCUGAUUUGAGCUCUCUGCUCCCCAGUCGAACUGUUUGCAAACAAUAAACCUAGAUAGACCCA